ACCGCGCUGUCCCGGCGGGUGCCGCGGCCAUGAGCGCCGCGCUGGUGGGGUACAGCAGCUCCGAGGAGGAGCAGGAGCAGGAGGAGGAAGGGGGGAACCGGGGCGGCGGCGCGCAGGGGCCCCCCGCGGCCAGGUGGGUGCGGUGGGGUGGUGGCGGCAGGAGCGUGCGGGAGGCGGCGGGAGCGCGCGGCCUUCCUCCUCCUCUUCCUCCUCUUCUCCUCUUCCUCUUCUUCCUCGUUCUAACCCCGCUCCGGUCCCGCAGCUCCGGCCGCCCCCGCCUGCCCGCGCCCGCCGGCCUGCCCGGAGACCCGGACCCGGAGGAGGCCGUGAGCGAUGACAGCUCCCGGCACGGCGGCCGCGUGCGCUGCUUCCCCCACGAGCGGGGCAACUGGGCCACGCACGUCUACCUGCCCUACACUGCCCAGGAGGAAUUCCUGGAGCUGCUGGAGCUGCUGCUGUCCCACGCCCGCACCUACGUCCCGUCGCUGGCUGCCAUGGAGGAGUUCCACCUGAGCCUCUCGCAGUGCGUGGUGCUGCGCUACCACUGGAUCCAGCCCUUCGUUCGCUCCCUCCGGGAGCGCCUGGCCGCCUUCCACAGGUUCUUCUGCGUGGCUGAUCAAGUGAAGGUUUACACCAACCAGAACAAAACCAGGACCUUUAUUGGCUUGGAGGUCUCUGCUGGGCAUUUCCAGCUGCUGGAGCUGGUCUCAGAGGUGGAUGGUGUUCUGGAGGAAUUUGACCUUCCCACAUUCUACAAGGACCCAUCGUUCCACAUCAGCUUGGCCUGGUGCGUCGGGGACCUGUCUGGCAGGCUGGAAGGGCAGUGUCUGCAGGAGCUCCAGGACAUUGUGGAUAGGUUUGAGGAGUCAGCAUUCCUGCUGCGUAUCCAGUGGGAGCAAAUUCGCUGCAAGUCAGGGAACAAGUACUUCUCCUUCCCCCUGAGGUAGGGGCAGGUGAGGCUGUGCCUUUUGGAGCCUUGAAGAGCCUGGUGCUGGGCCAAGGACUGUUGUCUGGCACAGCUCUGGGUGGCUUGGGCUGUCACGCACCUCCAGCCUCUUCUUGCCUGCUCAGCGUCUCUGCAGCGUUUGUGGCCUCAAGUCAGGCACUUCCAGUUGGAGCUGCUGGCUGAAGAGAAGUGUGUUUGUAGCAGAUUUCAUACUCGCUGCUGGAUGUGCUGCUGUCAGCACUGGUGGUUCCAGACAUCCCACGGUCGCUAAUUUUGCUGAUUUUUUAAAAAAAAGGAAAAAAAUAAAUCAAAAAAGCCAUAGAUGCCUUAUGGGAAGGAGGAAGAAGGUAGCGUGGGAAGCUGCUACUAAAGGGAGAGUGUCUCACGCAGUGGGAAGUAGCACUACCAGAUUGUUGGGAGGAUCUGGGCAUGUUUUGUGUAGCAAGAGGCAAGGCCAUGGAGCUGGAUCCUCUUCCUGAGUGUUUUCCUACUGUAAGCCAUCUCAGACAAGUUCCUGAGUCAUGCUGUGUCCCUCUCACACUGCUGCUGCCUCUGUAGAGACAUUUCAGUGUCUGAUCCUUUUGCCAAACAACAAGAGCUUGCUGCCAGGUGUGGGUGAGCCCUGAAACAGACAGUGUCAGUGUUUGCC
Catharus ustulatus (Swainson's thrush) is the source of this 1595-nucleotide messenger RNA. It is a transcript of the gene USB1, whose product is annotated as U6 snRNA biogenesis phosphodiesterase 1. Gene Ontology annotation, molecular function: 3'-5'-RNA exonuclease activity. The transcript is spliced from 6 exons. Bases 30 to 947 code for a protein of 305 amino acids. The record is from RefSeq and is a predicted model, not a curated record. Gene Ontology annotation, cellular component: nucleus. NCBI's taxonomy places the organism in Eukaryota, Metazoa, Chordata, Aves, Passeriformes, Turdidae. Gene Ontology annotation, biological process: U6 snRNA 3'-end processing.